Molecule: messenger RNA, 7382 nt
Organism: Halteromyces radiatus
Lineage: Eukaryota; Fungi; Mucoromycota; Mucoromycetes; Mucorales; Cunninghamellaceae
Product: armadillo-type protein
Exons: 15
Coding region: 66-7142 (2358 amino acids)
Biological process (GO): protein phosphorylation; negative regulation of macroautophagy; TOR signaling
Cellular component (GO): TORC1 complex; TORC2 complex; nucleus
Molecular function (GO): protein-containing complex binding; protein binding; protein serine/threonine kinase activity
Source: RefSeq, a predicted model, not a curated record
UUUUUUUUUACAUUUAUAUUACUAUUACUACUGUUUACACUCCUCUCUGACAUAUAUAUAUCAUCAUGGCACAUGUGGCUAUGUUGAACAGUCAGGAGAACCUUACAAGAAUCUUCAGUGACUUGAAAUCAAAACAUGAAGAACGAAGAAUAAAAGCUGCUGAUGAAUUACGUGAAACGGUCGCCACUGCCUCUAGAGAACUCUCUGACGAGAACCUCAUACGAUUAACCAAUGAUGUCAACAAACGUAUAUUUGAAUUAGCUCAUGGUAGUGACAAUCAUGAAAAAUUAGGUGCCAUCAUAGCCAUAGAUCGUCUGAUAGACUUGGAACCUGAAGGAAAUUCAAGUCGAUACAAUAGUUAUCUUAGUUUGAUGUUACCAUAUAAUGAUCCUUUGGUGAUGAUACCAGCUGCUCGUGCAUUAGGUCGACUUGCCAUUAGUUCUUCAACUUUUACAGCAGAUUUUGUCGACACGCAAGUAGAACAUGCUUUAGAAUGGUUACAAGGAGACCGAAGUCGUUUAGCUGCUGUUCUGGUACUCCGUGAACUUGCUAUCAAUGCCCCAACUCUUAUAUAUGCCUAUGUCCCUCGUAUUUUGGAAUUAGUCUGGUUGGCUUUACGUGAUUCAAGACCUAUCAUUCGGGAAAAUGCUGCUGAUUGUUUAAGUCAAUGUUUGGAAAUUGUACAACAACGUGAAACUCCCUUACGUCGAACAUGGUAUGCUCGUAUUUGGGAAGAAGUUAAUCGUGGACUACGCAAUGGUAGUGCUGAAACAAUCCAUGGAAGUUUAUUGGUGAUGCGCGAAUUAUUAUUACAUGCAGGCAUGUUUAUGACAGAUAUGUACAGAGACGUAUGUGAUAUUACACUUCGAUUCAAGGAUUCAAGAGAUCUUUUGAUUAGAAAAACUGUAGUGGCUAUUAUACCCACCUUGGCAAGCUAUGACCCAACUACCUUUGCUGAACUAUAUUUACGAAAAUCCAUGAGUCAUCUUCUCAGUUUAUUAAAGAAAGAUCGCGACAAGCGUGAUGCAUUCAUUACCAUUGGAAAAAUCGCUAUACAAGUUAAAAGUAAUAUAGGUCCCUAUUUGGAUGCUACUUUGUUAUGCAUCAAGGAAACAUUGACUGUGAAAGGUCGUCAAAGAAAAGAAAUCGAAGCUCCUAUAUUUGUCUGUAUUAGUAUGUUGGCCACAGCGGUUGGACAAGCCCUUACAAAAUAUAUGCACGAUCUUUUGGAUUUGAUGUUUAAUUGUGGAUUAUCUGAAUCUUUGGUUUCUGCUUUAAGCAAUAUUGCUGAUCGAAUUAAACCAUUAUCACAUGUCAUUCAAGGUCGUCUGCUUAAUGUUAUAUCUGUUACUCUCAGUGGACAACCAUAUAAACAACCUGGCGCACCGACAAAUAGAAACAUCAUCCAAACAGUUGAACGGCCUCUUCGUGAAGGCACAGUGAAUGACACCAAAGACAACUAUAUUAUUGUACUUGCUCUGAAAACACUAGGUUCAUUUGAUUUCUCAAGUCAUAUCCUCAACGAAUUUGUACGUGAUUGCAUUGUAAAUUACUUGGACGAUGAUAUGCCAGAAAUCCGUAAAGCUGCUGCUGUGACAUGUUGUCAACUUUUUGUUCGGGAUCCUAUUUGUAAUCAAACAAGUGCUCAUGCUAUCAAAGUUGUUGGAGAAGUACUAGAAAAACUUUUAACUGUUGGUAUAGCCGAUCCUGAUGCUGGUAUUCGACAAACAGUACUUUCUUCUUUGGAUAUAAAAUUUGAUCGUCAUCUUGCGCAAGCCGAUAAUGUCCGAUCUCUCUUUAUAGCACUCAAUGAUGAGGUAUUCUCUAUUCGUGAAAUCGCCAUUACAAUCAUUGGACGACUGACAACAUAUAAUCCUGCCUAUGUUAUGCCAUCUCUAAGGAAAACUUUGAUUCAACUACUGACAGAAUUGGAAUACUCUGUGGUGAGUCGACACAAGGAAGAAUCCGCUCGAUUAGUCUCUUUAUUGGUUAGUGCUGCUCAACGACUAACUAAACCAUAUAUUGAACCAAUCUUGAAAGUAUUAUUACCAAAAGCUCGUGAUGCUUCUCCUGGUGUAGUAUCUGCUGUUUUGGGUGCUUUGGGCGAACUGGCUGCUGUUAGUGGAGAAGACAUGAUUCCUCAUUUGGAUGAACUGAUGCCUUUGAUUAUGGAAACCUUACAAGAUCAAAGUUCAAGUGCCAAACGUGAUGCUGCUCUGAAAACCUUAGGUCAACUUGCAAGCAAUACUGGUUUUGUCAUUGAACCUUACACCAAAUAUCCUGCCCUUCUAAGUAUCCUUAUCAACAUUCUCAAGACAGAACAAAAUGUAGCCAUUCGACGUGAAACAGUGAAACUGAUGGGUAUUCUUGGAGCUCUUGAUCCUUAUCGACACAAAAUGAAUGCCGUUGAUGGGUUUAGUGAAGCCUUGGUAGAUCCCAAAUUGGCAAGUAAUGAUGUCACUCUACUUAUGAUGGGUGUUGGACCUUCUUCUGAAGACUAUUAUCCUCAAGUCGUGAUGCAUUCUUUGAUGAAGAUUUUACGUGAUCCAUCACUUAGCCAACAUCAUUAUCCAGUCAUUGAAGCCAUUAUGUCUAUAUUCAAAACUUUGGGUCUCAAGGUUGUUCAAUUCUUACCACUGGUGAUUCCUGGAUUCUUAUCUCUGAUGCGAUCUUGUACUCCAAAUAUGUUGGGUUCUUACUUUCACAAACUUAGUGAAUUGGUUGGUAUAGUCAAACAACAUGUUCGAAACUAUCUCAUGGAUAUCUUUGACCUUAUUGAUGAAUAUUGGACUCCUGAAUCAUCGAUUCAAAUUACCAUUAUUUCUUUGAUUGAAUCUAUUGCCAAGGCUUUGGAUGGUGAAUUAAAGGUUUAUUUACCUCGAUUGUUACCUCAUAUGUUACAAAUCUUUGAUGGUGAUCUUUCUGAAAGACGACAACCAACUAUUCGUGUCCUUCAUGCAUUCGUUGUUUUUGGUGCCAAUAUUGAAGAAUAUAUGCAUCUUGUUAUACCAGCCAUUGUCAAAUUCUUUGAAAAACCCGAUGCUCCUAUUGCUGUUCGCCGACAAGCUAUGGUCACAAUUACUUCUUUAUGCAAAAAGGUCAAUAUGUUUGAUUAUGCUUCUCGUAUCAUACAUCCUUUGGCCCGCAUAUUACCGGUUCUACCAAAUGACGCUAGAAACUCUGCUAUGGAUUUACUUUGUGCUCUUGUUUUCCAAUUGGGGACCGAUUAUGCUAAAUUUAUUCCUGUGGUGAAUAAGGUCUUAAUGAAAUAUCGAAUCACACAUACAAAUUAUGAAUUAUUGGUUGGAAAACUCCUCAAGGGUGAAAAUCUUCCACAAGAGUUAGGCAAGACACUAGAUGAUCGAGAUACCAAAGGUGAUGAAACACCGUCUGCAGAUUUAAGUACAUCAAAGAAGCAACCAGUCAAUCAACAACAUUUGAAAAAGGCGUGGGAAGCUUCACAACGGUCUACAAAAGAAGAUUGGAUGGAAUGGAUUCGACGACUCAGCUUGGAACUUCUUAAGCAAUCUCCAUCUCAUGCUCUACGAGCUUGUGUUUUUUUGGCAGGCUAUUAUCCUCCUCUUGCACGCGAACUAUUCAAUGCUGCUUUCGUGUCAUGUUGGAAUGAAUUAUAUGAUCAAUAUCAAGAAGAACUUGUCCGUUCUCUGGAAACAGCUCUCAAGGCUCCCAACAUUCCACCAGAAAUCAUUCAAAUCCUUCUACAUUUGGCCGAAUUCAUGGAACACGAUAACAAAAUGCUUCCUAUUGAUAUCCGAACAUUGGCUGUCUAUGCUCAAAAGUGUCAUGCUUAUGCUAAAGCUCUUCAUUACAAGGAAACUGAAUUUCAUUUGGAACAAUCAUUCGAAGCCGUGGAAAUGCUCAUGUCAAUCAACAACUUACUUCAACAACCGGAUGCUGCCAUGGGUAUAUUGACAUUUGCGCAAGAUUCUCUCAAACUAGAAAGGAAGGUAUCAUGGUAUGAAAAACUUCAUCGAUAUCAAGAUGCAUUGGAUGCUUACGAAGCUCAACAAAAAGAAAACCCCAACUCAAUGGAAAUUACUCUUGGUCGUAUGCGAUGUUUACAUGCUCUUGGUGAAUGGGAUCAACUAGCUACCUUGGCUCAAGAGAAAUGGAUUCAUGCACCUCCCGAAAAUAGAAAGAAUAUGGCACCAUUUGCCGCUGCUGCUGCAUGGGGUUUAGGACAUUUUGAACAAAUGGAAGAAUAUAUCGCUUUGCUCAAGACUGAAGGCCCUGAUCGUACGUUUUUCCGAGCUAUUCUUGCUAUUCAUCGAAAUCGAUAUGCUGAAGCGGAAAAAUUCAUCAACAAGACUCGGGAUUUAUUAGACACAGAAUUAACUGCUUUACUAGGUGAAAGUUACAAUCGUGCUUAUGCUAUUGUGGUACGAGUACAGAUGCUAGCGGAACUGGAAGAAAUGAUCAUUUACAAACAAUCGACAAAUGACAUUGAACGGCAAAAUGUAAUUCGAAGAACAUGGAUGAAACGAUUGGAAGGAUGUGAACGAAAUGUUGAAGUAUGGCAACGAAUUUUACGUGUACGUGCUAUGGUGAUCUCUCCUCAAGGUGAUAUGGAAAUGUGGAUCAAAUUUGCAAACCUCUGUCGAAAGAGUGGACGAUUCUCCUUAUCUGAAAAAACAUUACGAAGUUUGAUGGAAAUGGAUAAUGGUGAACAAGGAACAAACUCUCCUCAUCCCAAGAUUGUCUAUGCUCAAUUGAAACAUAUGUGGCAUUCCUCAGAUCAAAAUGCAAAUGGACAAGCUCAGGCACUUAGCAUCCUUCGUGACUUUACAGCUCAGAAAACUCAAGAUUUGGGACUGAAUCCUGACGAAAUGGCAGUCAGUAUGCCAAUUGAUCCAAGUCGAAUCUCAGAUGAUGUUGCAGAAUAUACUCGAUUACUUGCAAGAUGUUACUUACGACAAGGUGAAUGGCAACGUGCUCUGUCUUACGAACUGACUGAAGAAACAAUACCUGAUAUCCUUCGCUCAUUUUUACUGGCUACAAGAUUUGAUCAAAACUGGUACAAGGCAUGGCAUGCUUGGGCUUUGGCGAAUUUCAAUAUUAUUGAUUAUCAUGAAAAACUUCAUCAAGAUCAAUUACCUCCUCAAGUCUUUACUCAUCAUGUAGUUCCUGCCGUACAAGGUUUCUUCCGUUCUAUUGCUCUGUCUAAAGAAAAUUCACUACAAGAUACCUUACGUUUACUUACUCUAUGGUUCAAAUAUGGUUAUCAAGCGGAAGUCAGUACUGCUAUCAGUGAAGGUUUUGGUACCAUUAGUAUUGAUGUUUGGCUUCAAGUGAUCCCUCAAUUGAUUGCCCGAAUUCAUGCUCCCAAUGCUACAGUACGGCUGUUGAUUCAUCAAUUACUUACUGAUAUUGGUAGAGAACAUCCUCAAGCUCUUGUCUAUUCUCUUACUGUGGCAUCCAAAUCUCAAAGUGUUCCAAGAAAGAGAGCGACUUUUGCUAUUAUUGAUCGAAUGCGUAUGCAUAGUGCUGCUUUGGUGGACCAGGCUUUGAUGGUUAGUCAGGAACUGAUUCGUGUAGCUAUACUUUGGCAUGAAAUGUGGCACGAAGGUCUUGAAGAAGCAUCACGACUUCAUUUUAUCGAACGAAAUGUGGAAGCCAUGUUUGCGACUUUGGAACCCCUUCAUCAAAUGCUAGACCGUGGACCAGAAACAAUGCGUGAAGAAUCAUUUGUACAGGCAUUUGGACGUGACUUACAAGAAGCUCAAGAAUGGUGUCAUCGAUAUCAAGAAACUAGAGAUCUCAAUAAUCUGAAUCAGGCAUGGGAAUUAUAUUACCAAGUGUUUAAACGUAUUCAAAGGCAAUUACCACAACUGACAAGUUUGGAAUUACAAUACAUCUCACCACGUCUAUUGGAAGCCCGGAAUUUGGAAUUAUGUGUACCAGGAUAUUAUCGUAGUAAUGAACCCAUUAUUCGUAUUGCCAAAUUCAAUCCUAGUUUAUCAGUGAUUGCGUCCAAGCAACGACCAAGGAAAUUGACUAUUGUGGGUAGUGAUGGCAAGGAUUAUAUGUAUUUACUCAAGGGACAUGAAGAUCUACGACAAGAUGAACGUGUCAUGCAACUCUUUGGAUUGGUUAACACUUUACUCAAGAAUGAUGCCGAAACAUUCAAACGUCAUCUCAGUAUUGAACGAUGUGUUGUUGUACCAUUGUCUCCUAACUCUGGUUUGAUUGGCUGGUUUGCUGAUACAGAUACUUUCCAUACAUUGAUCCGUGAUUACCGUGACAGCAAGAAAAUUUUACUCAACAUUGAACAUCGACUGAUGCUCCAGAUGGCACCCGAUUAUGAUAAUCUUACAGUUAUUCAAAAAGUGGAAGUAUUUCAAUUUGCAUUCGAAAAAACUGGUGGUCAAGAUCUUUAUUGGGUUCUCUGGCUCAAGAGUCGAAAUUCAGAAGCUUGGUUAGAUAGACGUACGAAUUAUACUAGAUCGUUGGCUGUGAUGUCUAUGGUUGGCUAUAUUUUGGGAUUGGGUGAUCGUCAUCCAUCCAAUUUGAUGCUUCAUCGGGUGACUGGCAAGGUAGUCCAUAUUGAUUUUGGCGACUGUUUUGAAGUGGCCAUGCAUCGUGAAAAAUUCCCUGAAAAGAUUCCUUUCCGUUUGACUCGUAUGUUGGUCAAGGCCAUGGAAGUUUCUGGUAUUGAAGGCAACUUUAGAAUUACAUGUGAACAUGUCAUGCGCGUCUUAAGGGAAAACAAGGAUAGUCUGAUGGCUGUAUUGGAAGCAUUUGUUUAUGAUCCAUUGAUCAAUUGGCGUUUACUGAAUAAUACAAAUCCUAGUCCAGUACAAAACAGAGAUGAACGUCUGCUUGGCAUGGAUCGAUUGAAUAAUGAAGAUAUGGCUGAAGAUGGACAUCGAAACUUCUCAGUGAGUAGACGAUUGAAUCGUAUCGAAGUGGAGGCUGUGGCAAAUGAAAAUGUGGCUGGUCCUGAAAUGCUGAACUCUAAGGCUGUAGUAGUAGUGAACAGAGUCUCCAACAAAUUGACAGGUCGUGAUUUUAACCCUAGGGUAACCUUGGAUGUUCCAACUCAAGUAGACAAGUUGAUUCAACAAGCCACUUCUCUUGAAAAUCUAUGUCAAUGCUAUAUUGGAUGGUGCGCGUUCUGGUAAUGACAAUCAAUAUCAAGAAACCAUGGAAAUUUGAUUCAAACAAUCCUAUCUAUAUCACCUCAAAAACUUUACAAUAGCAUACAUAACAGCACAAAUUGUACCAUAGAACCUGUCUUUUUCCCCCUUUACCCCCAAUACAUUUUUAUGUAUUAUAUCAUCAUUUUUUUUUGGGCAAACAUAUAUCUAGUUUGUUUAUUUUAUUGUUUUUUAUUCGAAUAAAAGGAUGAUGAUGACUAUAAA